CUACGCAUUCGACGCUAGUUCCCCUUAUCCUUCCUGUACAGCAGGGGGCGUAUCGGCGAGGUGGCGAGCUAGCCACGAGCGCGAUCUUUGAAGACCUUCUCGGGUGAACCCUGCGCAACCCCCCCAGCGACGGCGCCGGAUGCGUCUUGGGCACGACGGCCAUGGCGAGCCUUGAUACCGGAGGUUCGACCCGACAGCCUCACGUGCCCAUGGAGGUGGAUCGACACUCCCCGCCCAGCGCCUCCUCCGCGCCGUCAGACCGCGGCUACGGUGCCCAACAAGCCCUCCCGUCCGUAUGUCAAUGGCGUACAGCACGGUAUCACGAUCAAGAAUGCUCGCGGUACUUCGACUGUCCUUCCCACGUCGUUGAGCGGGCGCCAUCGGAUGACGGACAAGAACGGGAGGACGAGGAACGACAGGAUGUGGAAUCGCAGGACACCCAACCGGUCUCUCCCAUAAGCGGGGACUCUGAGGAGGAAAGUGAGGGUGAGGAAACUUUGAGAGCCCGGUCUCCGUCACCCGAGGUGCCGGUUGCCGCUAGUGAAGCGAAUGACGCAAGCCUGGAAGCCCGCAGAGCUGCUGCAGAGGGGCCGGAACGUGGAAAUUCGGGGCUGAGUUCAACUAGUCCCGCUUUCCUGGGAGAUGAUCAACCCCUUGGAAUCCAGCCGAGAGCCGAAUCUGAAAGACAAGGGACUACUGAAAGCGAUAGCAGAGAUGGCGAUGGUGGAAUGCAAACAGCCUUGGGCCCCAUGCCCAUGCCGAGAACCAGCAGAGUUCCCCUUGGACUCCAACCUGUCGACAGACCCGCGGCUAGUGUUGCCGCAACCACGGGACUGGCUCCAGGACCUUCGCCUUCUCUGUCAACCGCAGCCGAACACACCAGCCCAUCCGAGAUGGUGCUGCCGAGGUGGCAGCCGGAUUCUGAGGUCACGUAUUGCCCGUUCUGUGGCACUCAGUUCAGCUUUUUUGUUAGGAAACAUCACUGCCGAAAGUGUGGCCGGGUAGUCUGUAACGCUUGCUCGCCACAUCGCAUCACCAUACCAUACCAGUAUAUCGUCCGGCCGCCCGGUACGCCGCCUCCUAUUGCUCACAGUGCGCCCCUCUCUCUUCUCGACAGUCAAGGGUGGUAUCCCGGGUUCGGCGGGGGUGAGAGGGUGAGGCUAUGCAACCCCUGCGUUCCUGAUCCCAACACGGCGCCGCCGCAGCCUCAAGGGGCUCAAGGGGAGCCGGCGAGGGAUCAAACCAACCCCCGCCCACGCGUGCAACCCGACGACAACACCCCUUCCAAUAGAUGGGGCGUCUACUUUGGUUCCGGGACCCUCCACGACACCCAAGGGAGAAGCCGGAGCGUUACAGUGGGCCAGCAGCUGGGAACGAUGUCUUCCCCUCAGCCACAUUUCCCACCUCACAGGAGCGCCGGAAAUCGCAUUCUAUGGGGCACACCACCGGUUUUACCUACUGCUACAGCGUCACAGUCUCCUUUCGCCUAUCCGGGCAUGGCAUCAGUCUACCGGUCUACGCUCGAAUCAGGUGCCAGACCGGGCCCUUCAACCCUGGCAGGGCCGUCAUCCUCAUCAUCAGCCUCAAUCAGUCGGCGCCUACCCUUCGCCCCGCGCCCCCAGAUUCCGGAGGAAGACGAGUGCCCCGUCUGUCACCGCGAGCUCCCGCCACGCACGCUCCCAAAUUUCGAGUCGCUGCGCGAGGCGCACAUCAAUAACUGCAUCACGGCCCACAGCAGGUACGGUGGCCGUAGCGGCGCCGGCACAUCGGCAGCAGCGACAUCACCCGGUGGUGAGGACGAGUUGCCGCCUGUGCCACCCCGCCGGACGGGCAUGUUCCCCUAUACGGCGACCGAGAAGGACUGUGUUGACUCGGCCGAGUGUUCCAUCUGCCUCGAGGAGUUCGAGGUGGGCGUUGCGAUGGCCAGGCUCGAGUGUCUGUGUCGCUUCCACCGGGCGUGUAUCAACGCCUGGUGGGAAAGGCAUCCUGGACGGUGUCCUAUGCAUCAGCACGAUGGGUUUGGUUAUUAGCGAGUAGUUUGAAUCUGCGGGGGGGAAAACAUCAUUUCGGUAUGGGUGAAGGUUACGGCGUAAAUCCGGGAGAUCUCUUUUUUUGCUGUGUGGUGAUUUUGGAGUCUUUCUUGGCUGGCUGAAAUCGGAUAUGGAUAGGAUAUACAUCGGUAUGUUAGAUUGAGCAUCAGAUACCACUCCUUCGCAUUAUAUGUACAGCAUAUCAUCCAUCAUCACGGAGAGGACGUCCCUAUAUCACAUGCGGCAAGUGCUCCU
This is a messenger RNA of Chaetomium strumarium, 2285 nucleotides long. RefSeq names its product FYVE zinc finger-domain-containing protein. Gene Ontology annotation, molecular function: metal ion binding. Lineage: Eukaryota; Fungi; Ascomycota; Sordariomycetes; Sordariales; Chaetomiaceae. The record is from RefSeq and is a predicted model, not a curated record. Gene Ontology annotation, biological process: protein ubiquitination. The transcript has 3 exons. The coding region runs from base 162 to 2030 and encodes 622 amino acids.